UUACGCACAUUCUCCAACUUUGACACAACUCCAGCCACGGGAACUGAAUUCCGUUCUGUUUCUACAGAUGGCAAACCAGUCUUGAGUAUUCAAGAAGUAAUGCAAGAUUCUGAAAAAAUUCGUGCUUUGGCACAUCUGAUCGCUGAACGUGGAGUUGUAUUCUUCCGUGCUGGUGAAAUCAGUGCUAAGGAACAACGUGAUUUGGUUGAUGCUUUGGGCAAGUCUACCCAUAAACCUGCCUCAAGCACACUUCACGUACAUCCUUUGAGCAACGAAGGACAAGAACACGGUGACGAAAUCGCAGUCGUCAGUAACCAUUUCGAUUUCCACAAAGAUGCAAAACGUGAUGGUGAUUCUAUCCUUAACUUGAAGCCUGGAGAUGUUCUAUCAAGACCAUUGCAAAAGAAUCUAUGGCAUACAGACAUCACAUUUGAACCCGUUCCAAGUGACUACGCUUGCUUGUCUAUUCGUACUUUCCCCCGUGAAGGAGGUGGUGACACUCUAUGGGCAUCCGCAUACGAAGCAUAUGACCGCUUGAGUCCUGCUUACCAACGUUUCUUGGAAGGCAUGACAGCCACACAUACAGGACAAUAUUUCACCGACAUUGCAAGAAAGUACAACCUCAAAUUCCGUCAACAGAGAGGAUCACCUGAAAACACUGGUGAUUCGCUCUCAGCCGUUCACCCAGUCAUUCGUACUAAUCCCGUGACAGGAUGGAAAGGAUUGUUUGUCAACAAGGAAUUCACGAAACGCAUCAAUCAACUCACACCUGACGAAAGUGAUAACGUUUUGAAUUACCUAUUCGAACAUAUUUCCGCAAACCACGACUUACAUACACGAUUCCGUUGGGAACCAAACAGUUUGGCCAUCUGGGAUAACCGAUCUUCCCUACAUGCUGCAACAUAUGAUUUAGAUGGUGCUACACGUGAAGGAACAAGAGCAUGCAGCGUUGGCGAGCGUCCUUACUUUGAUGCAAACAGCCUAAGCCGAAGAGCUGCUUUG
Messenger RNA from Meira miltonrushii, 1002 nucleotides. RefSeq names its product taurine dioxygenase. The transcript has a single exon. Gene Ontology annotation, molecular function: 2-oxoglutarate-dependent dioxygenase activity. The annotation marks the transcript as partial. Lineage: Eukaryota; Fungi; Basidiomycota; Exobasidiomycetes; Exobasidiales; Brachybasidiaceae. Gene Ontology annotation, cellular component: cytoplasm. The record is from RefSeq and is a predicted model, not a curated record.